AUUCGGAACCGCCUAUGUUUCCGAUUCACCCCUAAUACUUUUGUGUUUAGAAUGAAAAGUAAAUAAAGAAAAGUAGGAUGUGGAGAGAAAGUAAAUAAUGGAAAAAACAAAACAAAACUACAGUUUUUGUGAAACGUAAACUCAAUUGAUCCAGAUACAAUUCAGACGCGAGUAAAUUAACAUGUUUGUCGUGUCGUAUAAAUAAUAAUUGAAAACGAUAAAUUUUGUGUGCAUUUCGAUAAUAUAAUAACUCCCAAUCAUUCGUGGCGACGACGGGAGAUAGUAUAUUGUGUUCAAUAUAAAAUAAAACCAAAAAAUUUGUGGCUUUCGAUAAAAAAUUAGUUACGGAAAACCUUACCAUAAGGACAUUCAAUAUGUCUUCUUUGUCUUCAUGCAAAGGCAGUCCCAGUCACGAUCGAAUCAGCUUGUUGACCGAUGAUUCGUUACCGCGAGACUACAGUCUUGUGAGCAUUACAUCAGCGGGCAGUCAACAAUCAGAUGAAUACUUUAAAAGUCGAGAUCAUGCCGAGAUUCUUCUACGCAAAAUGCAAAAUUAUCUCGAGAACGAUCAACUGUGUGACGUUACAUUGAUAGCCGGAAUAAAUGGAAAAAGAGUAUCUGCUCAUCGACUAGUGCUCAGCGCAUCUAGUGCAUAUUUCUCUGCCAUGUUUACCGGUUCUUUGCGAGAGGCCCAACAGCAUGAAGUAACUUUGGGAGACGUCCACGGCGAUGCUCUUCAGUCGCUGGUACAGUAUUGCUACACAGGAUCGAUUGAACUUCGGGAAGAUACAGUCGAGACACUAUUGGCUACAGCUUGCUUGUUGCAAUUAACGGCUGUAGUGACAGCUUGCUGUAGUUUUCUUGCUAAGCAACUUCAUCCGUCGAACUGCCUUGGUUUUGCCUUAUUUGCCGAACAGCAGAGCUGCAACACUUUACUCAAAUUAGCUAGUGCCUACACAAAUCACCACUUUAUGCAGGUGUGUAAGAAUCAAGAAUUUUUCCAACUCAGCUCCGAACAACUCGCCAAUCUGUUGAAAAGCGACGAUCUGAAUGUAACGAGCGAAGAGGAAGUGUUCUACUCCUUGAUGGAAUGGGUUCAACAUGAUGCGGCCAAUCGGGAGAAAGAUGUGUCCGAUUUAUUGUCACUAAUUAGAUUACCAUUGCUAGCACCGGUCUUUAUCGCAGACCAUGUGGAAACAUUGUGCGGUUCGACAGAAUGUCAGCAAUUGGUGAUGGAGGCUUUGAAGUGGCAUUUAUUGCCCGAACGUAGAUCUCAAAUGACAACCACUCAUCGAACGAGGCCGAGAAAGUCGACAAUGGGUCGAUUAUUGGCUGUAGGCGGUAUGGAUGCACACAAAGGAGCAAUUAGCAUUGAAAGUUACUGUCCGCGGCUGGAUAAAUGGACCUUGCUGAAAAACAUGACUGGUCGUCGUUUACAAUUUGGUGUUGCAGUCAUGGAGGAUAAACUAAUUAUUGUCGGUGGUCGAGAUGGACUGAAAACAAUGAAUUCGGUUGACAGUCUAGAUUUGAACACAAUGCUGUGGAGCAGUUUGGGUCCAAUGGGAACGCAUCGACAUGGUUUAGGAGUAGCGAUUUUAGAGGGUCCAUUAUAUGCUGUCGGUGGACACGAUGGAUGGAGUUAUUUGAACACAGUGGAAAGAUUCGAUCCAAUUGCAAGAACAUGGAGCUAUGUGGCGUCAAUGUCUUCCAUGAGAUCAACAGCCGGUGUAGCCGUAAUGAACGGUCGAUUGUACGUGGUUGGCGGUCGAGACGGUAGUGUUUGUCAUCGCUCAGUGGAAGCUUACGAUCCGCAUACUAACAAAUGGACACUAAGAGCUCCAAUGAACAAGCGACGCGGUGGCGUUGGUGUCGGUGUGGCUAAUGGCUAUUUGUAUGCGUUAGGUGGACACGAUACACCUGCGAGCAACCCAUCAGUUUGUCGAACGGAAACUGUGGAACGGUACGAUCCUGGUACGGAUGCUUGGACGCUGAUUACAUCGCUGAGCAUUGGCAGAGAUGCUAUAGGCAUUGCAUUGCUCGGAGGUUGUUUGAUAGCGGUCGGUGGUUACGACGGAAAUCAAUAUUUGAAAAAUGUCGAACAAUACGAUCCCGAAACGAACGAAUGGACACAACUGGCACCGUUGAAUUAUAAUCGGGCUGGUGCGUGUGUUGUGUCGGUACCGAAUUUUCUGAGCAACACAACAACGAAAAAAAUGUGGAAACCGGUUCGAGCAAAUCUCAGCUACAGAGGCAAUAUUGAGGUAGUUGAUUGCUACAUAUAAAAAUAUACCCAAAAAAAUAAUCAAAUUUUUUUGGCGACAGAAAUGAAAGAAUUUUUUUGUUUCCUACUGAAGUGAUAAAAAAAGAAAGAAAAUUAUGAGAUUGUGGAGCCAAAAAGGCCAUGUGUGGUAUUUUUUAGAUUUUAAGUUAAAUUUUCUAUUUUAUAAGUUUUUUUUAAUACUUUACUUCGAUCAGUGCAAGUGUGAUAUAUUGAACUUUUAGUGUCGUAGGCUUUAAAUUGGUUCGUUUUGCAAGACUGGCCUAUAUCAACAAGUACAAAAGAAAUUCGAAAUUUAUUUCGCUUUAGUUUCAUAGAUGCAAUAUCGGAACAAAUCUCAAAAGAAACAAAACAAUCAGAUCACAAACAUUAAAAAGCAACAAAAUUACAAAUCUGUAAGCUGUGAAAGUUUCUACACUGACCAUAACGGAAAAAUGUUUUCUCUAAUUUAUCUUUGAAAAUCCUGCCCAGAAAUAGCUCCCUUUACAAUGUAAACUCUUUUCACAGAUCGUACACAAUUUUUAGGCUCUCUAUUUCGACUAUUUUUUAUCGAAACAAUGAGCUGCAGUGGGUGUCUAAGGUUAGGACGUUGUACUAGAAGGUCAGCUUCAAGAAAAGCUUCACAAAA
Molecule: messenger RNA, 2906 nt
Organism: Bradysia coprophila
Lineage: Eukaryota; Metazoa; Arthropoda; Insecta; Diptera; Sciaridae
Product: kelch-like protein 5
Molecular function (GO): protein binding
Source: RefSeq, a predicted model, not a curated record